AUGAAAAUGUUCCUGGUAUUCUAUCUGGUAUACUGUAUUUUGACCCGAAAUGUCUCUGGAUCCUGUUACCAGAAUGUUCCAGCCACGAAUCUGUCUACAUUGACGUCUACAUCGUCAAACCCGACUAGUUUAGAAUCUACGAAUUCUACAAGUUCUUCUACAACAGCAAUGACAUCCUCUGAAUCCACGAGCACUUCUGCAUUGCCUACUUCCGCGUCUGCAUCAUCUGAAUCUAUGCUGUCUUCAACUACUGGUUCAUCCUCCAGUACCAUUUCUGAAUUGCCAGAUUCCACGUCUAUAAUUCUAUCAACUUCUUCUACGUCUUCACCCACGACAGCUUUAACCACAUCUGAAUCGCCCGAUUCUAGGUCUACGUUGUCUUCUACUUCCACGACGGGACCAUCGGAAUCCACAGUGUCUUCAACCACUUCUACAGUUUCAUCAUCUACUUCGGAGUCUACGUCUUCACCAACCACAAUUUCAACGACUUCUGAACUGCCUACUUCAACUACUACAGGUAUUAGUGAUAGGAUAUAUUCAAAACUUUUGAAAAGUUCGAGUAUUGAAAAUAGUUUAAAAAAUUUUUCUGUUUCAAAAUCUCUAUAA
Messenger RNA from Caenorhabditis briggsae, 606 nucleotides. The transcript has 2 exons. Lineage: Eukaryota; Metazoa; Nematoda; Chromadorea; Rhabditida; Rhabditidae. The record is from RefSeq and is a predicted model, not a curated record. The coding region runs from base 1 to 606 and encodes 201 amino acids.